This is a messenger RNA of Sodiomyces alkalinus F11, 1566 nucleotides long. RefSeq lists its product as hypothetical. The coding region runs from base 1 to 1566 and encodes 521 amino acids. Lineage: Eukaryota; Fungi; Ascomycota; Sordariomycetes; Glomerellales; Plectosphaerellaceae. The transcript has 2 exons. The record is from RefSeq and is a predicted model, not a curated record.
AUGGACGCAGAUCAAGCCAACAGCCAUCCUGGCUCUGACAACCAGUCUUUCACCUCCCAGCUUUAUGCCGAUGCCAGCCAUGAUGCCAAUUUUGCCAUGAACUGGCAGGAUAAUCAGCAGCCCAACGAGCAGCAAAGCUACCAGCAGCAGAAUGCUCGGCAGGAACAUCAGCUUGGGCAAUACAUCGCCCGACUACAAGAUGACCAACAGCGUCUUCGGCGCCAGCAACAGAUUGCAGAGCAGCAGCUCCAGCUUCUUCAACAACAACAACAACAACGGGUCCAGCAGCAGCAUAAUCAGCAACCAUUUUCUCAACCGGACCAUACCCUACAGACUUCCCCGGAGAGCUAUCAGCAGGUUCUGGACCUCCAGCGCUACGUCCAGCAGGAGUACGCCAGACCGUUCGAUGCCCACCGGCAGUUUCAACCACAGCAGCAGGUGACGUCGUCGCCGCCACCGGGCUAUUUCUUCCACAGCAUCGCGAAUGCCGUCAACGGAUAUCACAUUCCUCCCGGCUCGUUCCCGUCUCCGCCCCCGUCCGCGUUCCUGGGUGACCACGGAAGUUCCCUGGCCGGGACCAGCGCCAGUUUCGAGAAUCUCGGGAACCAGCUGGAUUACCACAGCGGCACACCAGUACCGACAAGCACCGGUAACCCUUCGUCAAGCUUUACUCCCUUUCAGCUCAGCCCUGAUCAGCAAGGUGAUCUGAGUGUCAUCAACACCGAGCAGGGAGGUACUUCCUCCUCCUAUGGGAAUAUUCAGGGCAACAACAACAACAACAACGGCGACGACGACGAGGAGGACGCCCCCCACGAGACAGACGACGAGGGAGAAUGGGGAAAUGACCCAGUUAAUAAUAACCAGACCCCGCAUCCUGUCCCCAGCGAGCUCAACCAAGUCGAGCACCACGGUACCAAGCGGGUCAAAACCGCAGACGACGAGAACGGACCCUCGAAAGGGCCUCGCGGUCGUCAAACAGCCCCCAAGCGUCGCGGCCGCCCCAAGAAAACCGCGGCAGGCAACGAUAACGAGCCCGUCAGCCGGCAGCCUGCCCAACAAGGCGCACACAGCCCCCUGAGCAGCUUUAGCGACGGCUUUUUCGUCCACCCAAGGGUGCCCCUCAACCCGGCAACUCCCUUUCCUCCUGCCCCGGGCCUCGACUCCGGUUCGCUGGUCCUCCCCAACCCCCAGGAACCGCAGCGCCGAAUCAUCAACCCGGAGCGAGCGUUUAGGUUCCCACCAUUACCGGCCGACAGGCGUCAGGCCGUCCAGAGCGGUCGCGUCGGACCGUAUAUAGACGGCGACUGGAUGGUGCGAAUCGAGUCGCAGACGGGGGACCUUGUGCGCCUCGCGCGUCGUCAAAUUCGCCCCGUCUCGCGCGAACCGGGUUCGGGUCCGGAGCAGGCCGGGGUCGUCUCCGAGUUGGAGGAGGUAUGGACGCAUCCCGAGACCGGACAGGACUUGCGCCAGGUGCGCAUCCCCACCUCUGGCCGUCCGGUCAUGGGUCCCGACGGCGCGUUCCACGGAUUUGAAGGGUCUGUUGAGACGGCGUGGCUCUUUGGUUAA